Molecule: messenger RNA, 1837 nt
Organism: Striga asiatica
Lineage: Eukaryota; Viridiplantae; Streptophyta; Magnoliopsida; Lamiales; Orobanchaceae
Source: the annotation of a GenBank genome assembly
UAACUCUCUCUCUCUCUCUCUCUCUCAAAAUUAUUCUUCCUGAGAUGUUGGAGAGAAGAACUUUUCUUGAGCUUUUCUCCUGCCUUCAUUCUCUCCAACUAUUUUUCUCUGAUUGAUUAUUUAACUUAUUUCUGCCGCCUUCUGCUAGAGAAAGAAAAGGGGGGAAUUUCCGAAAAUGUUCGAGAAAUUCGAUGGUAGGGAUGAUGAGUUUGCCAAGCUUCUCAGGAGGAUUAAUCCGCCCAGGGUUGUAAUUGACAACGACUCUUGUGAGGACGCAACUGUGAUACAGGUUGACAGUGUCAAUAAGCAUGGAAUUCUCCUUCAAGUGGUCCAAGUUCUGACGGACCUGAACCUUGUAAUUAAGAAAGCUUACAUUUCGUCUGAUGGUGGAUGGUUCAUGGAUGUGUUCAAUGUUAUUGACCGGGAUGGAGAAAAAGUUAGAGAUCAAGAGCUCAUCAACUAUAUUGAAAAGAGACUUGAAAGUGAUGAAGAUUUGGAAUUGGUACCUCCUUUAAAUGGAAUGGUUGGAUUAAUGCCUUCUGAGGAGCAUACCUGUAUUGAACUGACGGGAACAGACAGGCCCGGUUUAUUAUCUGAGGUGUGUGCAGUCCUUGCAGAUCUCCACUGUAAUGUGGUAAAUGCUGAGAUAUGGACCCAUAACACAAGGGCUGCUGCCGUUGUUUACGUGACCGAUGAUAAAAUGGGUUGUGCAAUUGAGGACCCGAAACGGCUUGCCACUAUAAAGAAGCUUCUUAGAAAUGUCCUCAAAGGAAACAACGAUCUGAAUACGGCCAAAAUGACGCUUUCACCUCCUGGGGUCACACACAGGGAAAGAAGGUUGCACCAGAUAAUGUUUGCCGAUAGGGACUAUGAAAAGAUGGCUGGGUCAGAGGUAGGUGAAGUUUGUGCCAAGAGUUCAAGACCUCAUGUGAUUGUGGCAGAUUGUGUGGAAAAAGAUUAUACAGUUAUAACGUUGAGAUCGAAAGAUCGGCCCAAAUUGUUAUUUGAUACGGUCUGCACUCUGACUGACAUGCAAUAUGUUGUGUAUCAUGGGGUGGUCCACACUGGGAGGACAGAAGCUUAUCAGGAAUACUAUAUCCGCCAUAUGGAUGGGGUUCCUAUCAGCUCGGAAGCUGAACGAGAACGUGUGAUGCAGUGUCUUGAAGCAGCCAUAGAAAGACGAGCCUCCGAGGGUCUGGAAUUGGAGCUAUGUGCAGAGGACAGGGUGGGACUAUUGUCGGACAUCACUAGGAUAUUUAGGGAAAACAGCUUGUGCAUCAAAAGAGCCGAAAUCUCGACAGAGGGCGGGCAAGCAAGGGAUACUUUUCAUGUGACGGAUGUAACUGGCAGCCCAGUUGACCCCAAGACAGUUGACUCGAUUUGCAGACAGAUUGGACAUGGUGCUUUGCAAGUUAAGUGGAACUCAACAAAUUCUCCCUCCAAACCCCAGCAGGACAAAACGAUUAGCUUCCUUUUUGGAAGCUUAUUUAAGACUAGAGCUUUUUCGUAUUUCUAGACUUGAUAGAUUUGAAAUUGUCCUGCCAGAAAAGAGAUGAGAAUGUGUGGAUAGGAUUAAAUUUAAGACCGAUGUAAAUAGACUUUGUUUUCUUUCCGUUACGUCUCUCCCAUUAGUAGCAGAAACCACCCCAUUCUGUAAAUGCGUUGCAACGGUUUAGCUCGUGUACAGCAAUAUGAUUUGUAAAGAGAGUAGAAAACUGCGUACUUGUAGAUUUUGUAAAUACUGAAGCGUAAGGUGUGUAUAGAAUCAUAGAUAAGUGGUUUCAUAUGCCAUGUGUUAAUAUGAAAUACUGCACAGUUUAAUAUUAUCAUAUCCAUG